UAUAAGGCAGUUCCGUUAUCUAAGCGGUUAGUGUCUGCUGUCAUGGCCACCAUCUGGUUCCUGACGUUCAUCUUGCACACGGCCCUCGGGUCCAUGUACAGUGACCCCAACUGUGUCGAGGGGCGAAGCACCAUCACACACCUGUUCGAGUGGCGUUGGGCGGAUAUUGCUGCCGAAUGUGAGAGGUUCCUUGGGCCCUACGGGUACUGUGGUGUUCAGAUCUCCCCUCCCCAUGAAAAUCGAGUUAUCAACAACCCCAUGCGGCCAUGGUGGGAGAGGUACCAGCCUAUCAGUUUCAAACUCCAGACGAGGAGUGGCACAGAGCAGGAUCUGAAGGACAUGGUAGCCAGGUGCAACAAGGUCGGAGUCAGAAUAUACGGUGACUCGGUGAUCAACCACAUGGCAAGCGCUGCGAGUUCUGGAGUUGGGACGUCUGGCAGUACGUACAACGGGACUGCGCUUCAAUUUCCCGGCGUGCCCUUUGGCCCCUCCGACUUCAACGACGACGCUACGUGCCACAGCCCUGACAUGAGCAUCCACGAUUUCAACAAUGUUGAAGAGGUGCGGAACUGCAGACUGUUUGACCUGGUAGAUCUGCAGCUGGACAAGACCUCUGUUCGAGUCAAGAUAGUGGCCUAUCUGAAUCACCUGAUUGACAUGGGGUUCGCUGGCUUCCGGCUGGAUGCUGCAAAGCACAUGUGGCCAGGGGACAUUUUAGCUAUUAUGGAUCAAGUGAACAACCUCCGUUCCGAGGUAUUUGGUCACAACAAGAGGCCCUUCGUAUUCCAAGAAGUAAUAGACAGGGCUGUCCCUGAGCCAAUCACGGGAGACCAGUAUCUCAGUAGCGGGAGAGUCACCAAUUUCAUCUAUGGAGCCGAGAUCACCAAGUACUUCAGGAAACAGAAGGCCAUGAAACUGUUGAUCAACUUGGUAACAGGGAUGAUGAGAUCUGACGAUACAAUUAUCUUCAUUGACAACCAGGACACCCAGAGAGACCACGGAGACCAUGGAGCCCCAGGGGACGUCCUCUCCCACUUUGAACCCCGUGCUUACAAGAUGGCGACGGCGUUCAUGUUAGCCUUUCCGUAUGGCUUCGCCAAAGUGAUGAGCUCAUACGACUUUCCCCUGACGGACAGUGAUCAGGGACCUCCUCAUAACAACGACAUGACCAUCAAAUCAGUGUCUAUCAAUAGUGAUAUGAGCUGUGGUAACGGAUGGACUUGUGAGCACCGAUGGCGCCCGAUGUACAACAUGGUUGCCUUCAAGAACGUUGCUUAUGGCUCUGAGUUGACUAACUGGUGGUCGGGUUCAGACUAUCAGAUAGCAUUCUCGAGAGGGAACAAGGCCUUUAUUGCCUUUAAUCUCGAGGGAGCCGAUCUCCAACAGACACUCAACACUGGACUUCCGUCUGGAGACUAUUGCGAUGUAAUUUCCGGCAACCUUGAGAACGGAAACUGCACUGGCCACACAGUGCACGUUGAUGCUGACGGACAUGCCCCUAUACAUGUCGGUGGAUCUGACCAAGACCCCAUGGUGGCCAUCCAUGUUGGGGCAAAGGUCGGAUCUCCUAUGCGUCGUGUUGGCUAAACAAGGCCGUGCUUACUCGGAUGUAUCGCAGAAUAACUAUCCUUGAGAUAUAUGUACAUUAAUAAAGAAAACUGUUUCAUAGGAUUUAGGUAAUUCAUAAUCACCUCAAUUACAAUAACUCACAAAUUAAAAGAUAACAAA
Haliotis rufescens (red abalone) is the source of this 1728-nucleotide messenger RNA. RefSeq names its product alpha-amylase-like. Gene Ontology annotation, biological process: carbohydrate metabolic process. The record is from RefSeq and is a predicted model, not a curated record. Bases 43 to 1587 code for a protein of 514 amino acids. Lineage: Eukaryota; Metazoa; Mollusca; Gastropoda; Lepetellida; Haliotidae. The transcript is spliced from 8 exons. Gene Ontology annotation, molecular function: cation binding; alpha-amylase activity.